GGAUUUCAUUGUGUGGGCAUGAUUGAUUGAGCUUUGGCCGUGUGAUGGAAGUCACUCUCCAGCCUCCUUCCCUUCCCUGGAGAUUGGACUGGCUCCAGUUCCCCACCCUCUAACCACAAAAUCCGCAGCCUUAUCCUAAGACCACCUGCUGACUCACCGUCAGUCACCUCUUUAGCAUCAUCAACUCCAACGUGAUGGAAGGAGCUUGGGAAGAACAGAGACAUUCUCCUUACUCAGGAAAUUCUAAGCCAAGCAUUAGAAUCCUCCGUCCAGGAAUCUGGGACAAAAACAGUUGGAAAGACGUCUCUGAUCACAAGGUUCAUGUACGACAGCUUUGACAACACAUACCAGGCAACCAUUGGGAUUGAUUUCUUGUCAAAAACCAUGUACUUGGAGGACCGUACGGUUCGACUGCAGCUUUGGGACACAGCUGGCCAGGAAAGGUUCCGUAGCCUGAUCCCCAGCUAUAUCCGGGACUCCACGGUGGCUGUGGUGGUGUAUGACAUCACAAAUCUCAAUUCCUUCCAGCAGACCUCUAAGUGGAUUGAUGACGUCAGGACAGAGAGGGGCAGUGACGUCAUCAUCAUGCUGGUGGGCAACAAGACAGACCUGGCAGACAAGAGGCAGAUAACUAUCGAGGAAGGGGAGCAGCGUGCCAAAGAACUGAGCGUUAUGUUCAUUGAGACCAGCGCGAAGACCGGCUACAACGUGAAGCAGCUCUUCAGACGUGUGGCAUCGGCUCUGCCUGGCAUGGAGAACGUCCAGGAGAAAAGCAAAGAAGGGAUGAUCGACAUCAAGUUGGACAAACCCCAGGAGCCCCCGGCCAGUGAGGGUGGCUGCUCCUGCUAAUGCAGAGCCGGACCCAUGGCUUCCUACACACUACUUGCUUGUUGUGUUGCUUCCUAUUGGUUAGCUUCCUAAUGGGGGUGGGAAACAAGUUUACCAAGAUGGGAGGAUUUUUCUUUUCUCUCUGUCUCUAGGAGUAGAGUGGGAUAGGGAGGGAGGCUGGGCAUCAGGGAUCACAUCACUCCUAACAGCUGUUACUUAAACAACUAUUUUUGGUUUGGUUGUAAUAUAUUGUACUUUAUUAAGAUUGCCAAAAACUGUUAAAAUUUAAAAAAAUUUAAAUCAUGUGUAUACAACUUUUUGCCAGAUAAAAAUGUAGUCAUUUUUAUUUGAAAGAUGUGCUUUUUGUUUUUGUAUAUUUGUAAACUUAUAGAGAACCUUUUCCACACACCCCUUCCUUCCUAUUCUCUUUGAACUGUUUAUCACCUCUGCCUUCCUCCCAUCCCAGCCCAGUAAAUUAAAGCAAUUAACUGAGCAACAUAAUUAGGCUCCAGGCCAGGCCAUCAGGCCCAGACCAACCAGGCCCCACCAUCCAGGCCCAUGAAUGAUGAAAUCAAACAUUGGUUGAACAGAACAGCCUCCAGAGAGGCAGUACUGCUCAGGCCUUCCACAGGCAGUGCGGGACAUUGGCAUUAACAGGGUCCUGAGCUGAAAUAAACACCUUGCAGACUGUAGGAAGCCCACAGCAGGCCCUGGAAGAUUGCUUCUGCCUCUCCUUUUCCUCCCCUAAAAAGUCAUGAAGGAAGUGGAAGGCAGAGGCACCUUAUGUUCUCUGUGCCUGCUCGGUGACCAGCAGAGCAGAAGCUCAUAAGAAGGACGGGUGCUGUUGGCAACUGCAGGCUGUAGUAAUAUGUGGCUUUAUAGACUAGGGCGCACCCCAUGUAGUUCCAAGAUCUAACCAACCUGUCCAAUGGUCAGCACACACAGCUGGGUUGACUCUCAGAAACUCAGUGUGUGAUGCCGAACAGGAUAUUACCCGGGAGCCCUCCUCCUGGCAUGGCAGGGAUGCUGGAGCCUGUACCACAUGCUGUUGGUCCCUCUGUGGCUGGGAGGGGAGAACUGUCUGCAGAACUGCCACCUCAGAAGACACAUAUUCUCAGAUCCUCAGUUGCUAAUACUUCUGCGUAGUGUUCUGGGAAAGAGCAUAUCCGAUUUCUCAGUAUGUUUUCAGACAUUGGCAUGGUACAGUUGAAAUCUUUGUUUGCGUACCUUUGUGGAUAUUGUGGUUACACUGUGGGCACCUGGAAGUAGGUCUAAAGUGGGGUUUCCAGAAGGCUGCCCAGGGUCCUGGGCUCUGCCAGGCCACAGAAAGCCACCCUUGCCCCAUUGACUCCUUCCUGAGAAUGGCUUAAUCCUCAGAACCUGUCAAAUCCCUGAAGAGAACCUUCCCUUCUGUGUAUUAUAACUUGGCCAGCAUUCCAAAUUGACCUGGAUUCUCCUCCCCUACGCCUGUACAGUCUGGCAGGAGGCUUUCACUAACCAAAAUGUAAGCCCUUCCCACCCAGGUGGCCUUGGCUCUUCCUUCAGGCUGCCAAGGGGAUGCCAUAGAUGGGCUGCAGUACCUUCUGAGGUAUGGCAGUCUAACAAGAUUGCUAGAAUGGACUUUGGAACUUCUCAGAAAAUAACCUAAAAUGGCAGCCAAGAAUUUAAAAUGAAGAGCUAAUGUUUGUGCAGUAGGCUUGCCACAUGCCUUCAGCCUGGGAGAUUGUGUGCCCAAGCUGAUCUCUAGAGAGGAAUUUAUCUUCAGAUGAAGAGGAGAGGAAGCAGGAUUCCAGCAGGCACCUCCUCUGGAAGGCAAAGACCAAUGUAUAAGCAUAAUUUAAAUGUCGUGUUUAGUUUUUAUAUGUGUGUACAUAAUUAUAUAUAGAGAUAGACUUGUGUAUACACCUUCCACAAACACAUCUUCACACAGAGAUACAUGUGCUCAAUGUAUAUUCUUGUCUUUCCUGCUCUCAAAUUGGAACUUGCAUUGUGAAAAAGUUUCAGAAAUUCAAAAGUACUGCAACGUGUUGAAAUAAGAAAUAAUAUUGUCAAAUAAUUUGUGAUUGUCUUGCCAUCAAUAAAGUAAUGCAUAGGUGUGUUAAACUACAGGCAAAAACAGCCCACAGAAGUAUCUCUACCACCUCUCUAUGUACUUAUAUUCACGGGUGUGCAUGCCUGUGUGGGCCAGUGUCCCCCACUGUGAGCACACCCCCAAGUGGUGCUUGUUGGAAGAGUGCUUACUUACCUCGUGAGAAUUUAUAGGAGUCUACAUUAUAGUGUCUGGCCUGGUCGGCCGUAAGGACCAUCACUUACAGCCUCUGGGACAGCCCCAUGGACAGCGAUCUGCACUGUGUCUUAGAGAAAGAAUGUAUGGUAGAUUUAAAUUUUCUUAGACUGGAGAGUAGCUCUUCUUAAAACACCCUAUAAAACAAAGUAGAAACUCACUUUCCUUCUCUUGUGUACACAGUCCAAGGCACCAUGGUCUGUUUUUCUACUGUGGCCUAGAGGAGUAGUAUGCGGCACUAGAUGUCAUUAUGGCCUGAUUGAGUCCUGAUCGUCCCAGCCUGCGCACAAUAUCCUCUCUC
This is a messenger RNA of Fukomys damarensis (Damara mole-rat), 3413 nucleotides long. It is a transcript of the gene Rab6b, whose product is annotated as RAB6B, member RAS oncogene family. The record is from RefSeq and is a predicted model, not a curated record. Gene Ontology annotation, molecular function: GTP binding; GTPase activity. Lineage: Eukaryota; Metazoa; Chordata; Mammalia; Rodentia; Bathyergidae. The transcript is spliced from 8 exons. The coding region runs from base 322 to 849 and encodes 175 amino acids.